Messenger RNA from Pecten maximus, 1697 nucleotides. RefSeq lists its product as uncharacterized. The transcript is spliced from 9 exons. Bases 171 to 1697 code for a protein of 508 amino acids. Lineage: Eukaryota; Metazoa; Mollusca; Bivalvia; Pectinida; Pectinidae. The record is from RefSeq and is a predicted model, not a curated record.
UACAAAGAAGGAGACAGGCCAGCUGUAUUUUGUUGUCCAUUUCCAACCACUCUGUCUGCUGUCUGAGCUAUGUGUAUACAACCGAAUUCAAGUCGACUAUAACACUUCGAUCAGUCGUCAUAAUAGGCAGUUUUUCUUCCUGGUCUGUACGGUCUGUUGUUAGACAAAACAUGGCCGGUGUGUAUGUGGUGUGUGUUAUUGUUGUUGUCAUUACUGGUUUGCACAGAGGAUUAUCACAUCAUUUCCAUCAUGACACCAACUUUGAAUCAGACGAAGGCGAACAUGUGUACCAUCUCACCAGCUCAGGACACACCAGAAAUAUCAUCAAUCUGGAUGACCACAAAACAAUCAAGGGUACCAGGUGUAAGGAAACAGUUUUGAUUGUUGUAACAUUCGACCCGGAAACAAUAUCAACAUGGAGUGUUGGUGACGUCGUCCUAGGAAACGCUGUACGGGAAUGUUACGAAGGAGGAAGUGGAACCAAUCAAUUACGACACGUGCUGGAAAUGACUAUGAAACGAGACGACCGAGUGGAAUUGUCAACCGAACCACUUGAGUUUUCAAAGCUAUUUGAGGCGUUUGAAGUAAAUCUUCACUACCUUGGACCCCACACUCGGGUCAAGAGGAGAACAUCUGGAAUACCAUCUGCCAUUAUCGGGGCUGUUAACUUCAACACGAACUUUUCAGAAACAGUUCGUUUUAAUCCCGAGAACAGCAUAUUUGGUAUCCAGAAAUUAUCAACACAGAUAUCUCCAACUGUGUUUAACAGCGACAGUCUACCACCCGUCACAGAUGAUACAGUGUACCGCGUAGCGUGUGAAUCAUGUUCCGGUGAUAUUUCCACGUCAUACAGGUUGCAGAUAAAAUUAGUCCGGACUCCCGAGAACAAAGCAGAACUAGCAGUGUUUGUGUCAGAGAUUUCCGGGAUGGUACAAGAUCAGCUGACUCUGUCGGUAAUGUCGACUAGAGCUGUCUCCAGUAACCACAGCGCUAAUGUACUGAACACAGGGGUGUUUGACCUAGUAAGCAUUCCUCUGGCCAUCCUUCCUGAUUUACCACCGCUGAGUCUGACAGUGCGGGCUCAACUGAAAACGUCAGUCGACGUCUUUAUGGUUGCCACUGGGGCAAUGGAGGCUAAAAUCAAUCUUAAUGAGAGUGGACAGUUCAAUGUGUUACACUUUCUGGGAUCGGAAAACAACUUAGGUGUAAACGCAACAUUUACGGACUGGAGGUAUACUAGGAGUGACACAAACAGUCUGGAGACGGAGGAAACGGUAAACGUCACAGCCACAGUAACCAAUCAGCUACAAUUUACUCCAAUGAUGGCCUGGUCGGAGAAAGACGUAUUUUGGAGUUUCGACUCCCCAACGACAUACAGCAAAACAACACAGAUGCAUACUUUUUCCAAUGUUGAUAAUGAGGCGUUAUGUUCCUAUGUGAUGGCUGAAUCAACAGGAAGACUAGAAUUAGAGAAGUUGACUGCUGAUAUUACAGCUUUUGGCUUUCCCUUGUGCUGCGGAGAUAUUGGUAUGACUCCCAGCGGAACAAACCAAACUCUUUCCACAACGAAUGUCACAAAGAGUUGUAAAGCCUACUGCUCUAAAACAGAUACUCCAGAACUAUAUGAAAGUCUUGAAGAAGCCUGUGGAGAGCCAAGCAAUCCGAUCAUCGACAAAAAGGACGGCCUUAAACAGUAG